Molecule: messenger RNA, 1491 nt
Organism: Mangifera indica (mango)
Lineage: Eukaryota; Viridiplantae; Streptophyta; Magnoliopsida; Sapindales; Anacardiaceae
Product: beta carbonic anhydrase 5, chloroplastic-like
Exons: 9
Coding region: 566-1309 (247 amino acids)
Biological process (GO): carbon utilization
Molecular function (GO): carbonate dehydratase activity; zinc ion binding
Source: RefSeq, a predicted model, not a curated record
GUCUAUGUAAAAUUUUAGAGAUCAGAACGCAUAAAAGUUGUUUCAUUGAUCAAUGGCGUGUGUCCAUGCUUUGUCAGUGACUCCAUGUUGUUGAGUUGGCCACUCACAACACGACACACUUUGUUUUCUCCGUCUUUCUUGGAGACAGGCCAAGUGUUCUUUGAUCCAACCAACUCAUUUCACAAUUGUUUUAAGCAUUUCAUCAAACACCUCUCUCUCUCCUAAGAUCUGUCCCUUCUCCUAUGGCAAUUGUUGCUUCAACUUCUCUUUCUAAACACCCUUUAUUCUCUUCUUCAUUUCUCCCCGCAUCCACGACCCCUACGAAGAUCUUUAGCUCCAAGCUGAGAUUUAGAGAAACUGAGCAGAUUCGUUUCAGAUUGUCCACUUUUUUCAAGAGAAGUUGUUCAUAUAAGACAAUGACUUCCUUGCAACCUUCGGAAUUGGUCCUAAGAGAUAAGAAUAUCUCCAUUUUGGUUUAUAUUACCACCUGUUACAAAUAGCUUUUUUACUAAAUUUUUCUAAGGCAUAUUGUUUUCCUGUUAGAAGCAAUCCAGGUUUUCUAUUGAUGGCUUCAAAAGAACCUGUGGGACUGACUACGGAACUUGGAAGUGACAAAAUAGAGACUGCAGUGGGAGUUGAAAAUGGAUGUGGUAUGUUUGAUGAAAUGAAACAUCGGUUUUUAAGUUUCAAAAAGAAGAAAUUCAUGGAAAACUUAGAACAUUACCUAAAUCUUUCAAAUGCUCAAACACCAAAGUUUAUGGUAAUUGCCUGUGCUGACUCUAGAGUUUGCCCCUCAUACAUCCUUGGAUUUCAUCCAGGAGAAGCAUUUAUUGUCCGCAAUGUUGCAAAUAUGGUUCCCCCAUGUGAGAGUGGGCCCUCAGAAACAAAUGCUGCAUUGGAAUUUGCAGUAAAUUCUCUUCAAGUCGAAAACAUUCUAGUCAUUGGCCAUAGCCGCUGUGGAGGCAUUCGGGCCCUUAUGAGCAUGGAGGAUGAAGCAGAUUCAAGCUUUAUUCAAAAUUGGGUUGUUGUGGGGAAGAAUGCAAGGUUAAAAACAAAGUCUGCUGCUCAUAACCUUAGCUUUGACCAUCAGUGUCGACAUUGUGAGAAGGAGUCUAUAAAUUGUUCAUUGUUAAACCUACUAACUUAUUCAUGGAUUGAAGAAAAAGUGGAGAAAGGCACACUCUCUCUUCAUGGUGGCUACUAUGACUUCAUUGACUGUACCUUUGAGAAAUGGACACUGGAUUAUGAGGGAAGCAAUUUAAAGGAAAGCGACAAAUUUGCAGUCAGAAGCCAGUCAUUUUGGUGCUGAAUUUUACUUAAGGAAUCUCUAUACGGUUGUGUUACUGUGUUAAAUUCUGUUGUAUGUGCUGUAUUUAUAAAUAUCCGAACAAAUGAGAAAUAAUGUUAUUCGCUGGAAUUCAAGGGAAUAACUACCCUACUGCAUGUGAGUUAAAGAAGUUGUUCGUUAAUGCCAUAGUGCAAGUGGUGAUA